AUGGGCUUCUUCAUCAGGCUUCAAGUACUAACUGUGGCAGCGUGCCUCGUCUGUCUCGCUUACACCAUCGUAAACCCUGGCGUCUCGAGCGAGGAAGAGUCGAGUCAUCGCUUUCGGACGUCGCGUCGUCCGGUCGAAGCGCCUCGACGAGCCGCUGCUGCCCGUUCCGGUCCCUCGGCAGAGGCCGUGCUCUGCCGCAACUGCUCGCCACCGACGCCGACUUCGAUAAAGAGCAGCGAUCCCGAAAAGUCGCUGGGAAAGCCGCUCUUUCCCUACCGCAUACUCUGGAACGUCGACUACCGGUGCAACAGGGACGACCCGUCAAAGCCGUUCCACUACCUGGUCGCCGUCAACUCGCUGCCGGAGAACUACGCUCUCAGACAGAUCAUGCGCGCCGAAGCCUGGGAACAACUGGCGCGGCCGAGUAGCAAGGGCAUGCUCUUGCUCUUCUUCCUGGGCAUGCCCCGGUCGCGCCGACAGAAGGCCAAGCUGCGCUCCGAGAUUGCGCGCUACGGUGACAUCGUUGUGGGAGACUACUACGCGACUCCCGAGAACUCCACGUUGACCAGCCUCAUGAUCUUCAGGUGGACGUCGAAGUUCUGCCGGCGGGUCCGCUUCCUGGUCAAGGCCAACGACGGCGCCCACGUGGACUACCGCUUCCUCCGGGACUCGUACGACUUCUUCGUGGAUCAUUCGAUGGACUAUGAGAUGUUCGGCUCGUUCGUGUCGCUGGGAGCGAGGACCUGCCAGGAACCGGCCGACGACAGCGUCGCGUUACGUAACUGCAGCGGGGUCCUCGGUUACCUCGUCGGCUGCGCGUACGUCCUCACCGCCGACGUGGUCGAGCCGCUCUUGUACGCCUCAGCCACGGAGCAGUCGCCACCUACGCCGCCCGAGGACCUCUACGUGACGGGCACCCUCGCAGACAGCGUCAGCGCUCGCCGCGCCGAAGUGGCUCACUUCGAGGGCUGUUACGUUGCCUAUGCGAAGAAGGCUAGAAUCUGGCAAGGGGGUCCGCUCUAUUGGCUCAGGGACCACAUCCUUGCCUUGUGUGCGAGAAUCGACCGCGCGCUCGGCACGAAACUCGGCCGACGGUGUUUUUCGAUCCUCUUCUGCUUUGUGUGCGUGUGCGUUUACCUGCGUUUGACCCGGCAGAGAAUGUUUUAGUUUUUUCGCUUACAAAGGCACUAUCGUCGACAUUCGGUCUCAGAUGCAACGAUUGGGUACUCCUUCACGACAAGAUGAUGCAACUUAUGAAGACGACAUACGCCAUCUUAGAUACCUGCUAAUUGGCCUCCAAUA
This is a messenger RNA of Rhipicephalus sanguineus (brown dog tick), 1302 nucleotides long. RefSeq names its product UDP-GalNAc:beta-1,3-N-acetylgalactosaminyltransferase 1-like. The transcript is spliced from 2 exons. Bases 1 to 1167 code for a protein of 388 amino acids. NCBI's taxonomy places the organism in Eukaryota, Metazoa, Arthropoda, Arachnida, Ixodida, Ixodidae. Gene Ontology annotation, cellular component: membrane. The record is from RefSeq and is a predicted model, not a curated record. Gene Ontology annotation, molecular function: hexosyltransferase activity.